Naegleria gruberi is the source of this 1383-nucleotide messenger RNA. RefSeq lists its product as uncharacterized. Gene Ontology annotation, molecular function: protein binding. The coding region runs from base 1 to 1383 and encodes 460 amino acids. NCBI's taxonomy places the organism in Eukaryota, Heterolobosea, Eutetramitea, Acrasida, Naegleriidae. The record is from RefSeq and is a predicted model, not a curated record. The transcript has 3 exons.
AUGUCGUUAUCUGAUGAUUCUUUCACAAAGACAAAGAGAAAAUACUCCGAUUAUGAAAAAGAUUAUAAAGAAGAAGAUGAUGCUGAUGAUGAAUUAAUUUAUGAUCGUUUUGAUAAGAAACGUAAAGGUGAAGAAGAAUUAAUUGCAACAAUUGGUAUUUCGAGUGUUUCUCAUCAAUUUAGAAGAGUUUGGAAAGAAACUCCGAAUGGAAUUGUUUACAAUAUGAUUAUUCAAUUGAACUAUUCCUUUAAGAAACGUUCCUGUUCCUUGGAUGAUAGAAUUCAAGUGGCCAAUUUUUCCAAAUCGGCAAUAAUAGGAGCUUUCAUUCAGGGAGAAUCAUCAGAAAAGAUUCUUUCAAAGACAGAACGUUUUGUUGAUGAAUUAAGCAAAAUUAAGGAUAAAUCUGAAAAUUUCACAAAUGCCAUUUCAAGAAUUGACAGAUUUGAUUAUGGACAAGAUGACAAAAUGUAUUAUGGAGCUUCCCUUCGUAGAGCUGCUGGUUUUGAAAUAUCCUUUGCUUUCAAUUUUACAAUAAAAAAAAUGUCAGCACAAGAAAGUGAAGAAACAUCAAACUCAUGCUACUCUUCAGAUGAUGAAGAACAGAGUCAGGGAACAAAGAGAAAGCUUGAUGAUGAUGAUUUUAUUUCCAAAAACAAGAAACAAAAACAAACAAUUAUUGGAGUGCAAACUCUCGGACAAAUGCCAGACGAAAUUAUUGAACAAAUAUUCGAUUUUAUUCCGAACAGAUAUUCGGCAAUUCGUGUUUCUGGUGUUUCUCAACAAUUUAGAAGAGUUUGGAAGAAGACUACUUUUGGAAUCGUUUACAAUAUGAUUAUUGAACUAAACUAUUCUUUUGUGAAACAUUCGUAUUCUUUGGAUAAACAAAUUGGAAUUGGCCGAAUUGUUAAAGAAGAGAUCAAUCAACUGUUUGCUGAAAAAGAAGAUGAAAAGCAAGAUUUAUUUUAUGAACAACAGGCUGAUCUUUUAAUUGAAGAAUUGAGGAAAAAAGAAAACAUGUCAGAAAACUUUACAAAAGCACUUUCAGAGAUUACAAGAUUUGAUUAUGGAGAAGAGAGGGAUGUGCCUAAUGGAGUAUGUAUGGGAGUGAGUAAGGGAAUGGAGAUUGAAUUUGGAGAUCUAGGGAUGAUUAGAUUUUGGAAAUGGGAUCAAAUCUAUGUUAAACAUGGAGACUCUAUAGAAUCUGGCAUAAUGUCGGAAAGUUUACUUGAUUUGAAUUUGACAGAGGAGGAAUGGAAUAUCAUUAUUGAAACUGCAGGUAGUAAAGCAGAUCUGUGGCUUAGAUAUAAAAACUUUGAGCACCACAAUGAAGUGGGCUCAAUAUUUGAGGAUCAUUUGUUAGAAAUUUCAAGUGAGCUUUGGUGA